UGCAUCCUCAACGUGGGGAUUCCCCCCCCAUCUAACCUCGGUACACGCGUGCCCCGGCCUUUGCGCUCAUAACCUACCCCAACGCAAGCUUUCUGGUACCUUGAUGCAAUGGCGUCGGGCGCCAGCGAUACCGGCGCUCCUCAGAAAGAGGCAGAGAAGGUUGUACCAACUGAGCAAACGAAACAGAAGACCGCAGCAACACUCGAGGAUGUGGACGACGUCCCUGACCCGGACGAGGAUGACCUCGACGACCUUGAUGAGAUGCUCAAUGAGUUCUCGACGGUGAAGAUCGACGCACAAAAGCCAGAAGCCCCGCCAGGGCUAGCCGCGGCUCCUGCUGCUGGCGCCACCGCGGAGGAGGCUCUGUCUGAGGAGGAAUUCGCAAGGCAGCUUCAAGCUGGCAUGGCCGAUUUGCUAGGGGAGUUGGAGAAAUCGCCGGAGAUGCAGGCGCAGUUCGAGAGCAUAUUCAAAGAGCUGGGCGCUGCGGCAUCAGCAAACGCGGACCCAGCCUCGUCAGCCCCAACCCCACCAGCGGCUGGCAGCAGCUCCUCAAAAUCAGGUCCUACCGGCGCCGAAGCUUCGUUCCAAGAAACCAUCCGCCGCACGAUGGAGCGCAUGCAAGCUUCGGGCGAGCAGGCGACGGCCGCGGCGGCGGCUGAAGGGUCGGACGAUUUUCUUGCGGAGCUCUUGAAGCAGAUGCAGAACGGAGGCUUCGACGGCGAGGGGAGCGAGGAGGAGUUCUCCAAGAUGCUGAUGGGCAUGAUGGAGCAACUCACCAACAAGGAGAUCCUCUAUGAGCCCAUGAAGGAGCUUGAUGACAAGUUUCCCGAGUGGCUGGAGAAGAACCGGGACAAGACACCAGCGGAAGAGUUCAAGCGGUACGAGGAGCAGCAGGUGCUGGUCAGGGAGAUUGUUCGAAAGUUUGAGGAGCCGACAUUCUCGGACUCGAACGCGGCUGAUCGAGAAUACAUUGUCGACCGGAUGCAGAAGAUGCAAGCCUCCGGGUCGCCGCCGUCAGAUCUUGUCGGGGAAAUGCCCUCAGCCCAGGACGUACUUAACAUGCCGGACGAGUCGUGCAAUCCCCAAUAGGUGCUUUUGCGGCCGCUUGAAAGGAAGGUCAGGUUGCCAGGUUCAUUUAGGAUACGGGAUAUACCCUUCCCAUAAUAUACCGUCAGGUCUCAACACGUUGAUCCGAUCCGUUAUACAUAG
Molecule: messenger RNA, 1209 nt
Organism: Thermothelomyces thermophilus ATCC 42464
Lineage: Eukaryota; Fungi; Ascomycota; Sordariomycetes; Sordariales; Chaetomiaceae
Exons: 4
Coding region: 109-1089 (326 amino acids)
Biological process (GO): protein import into peroxisome membrane
Cellular component (GO): peroxisome; peroxisomal membrane
Source: RefSeq, a predicted model, not a curated record